Messenger RNA from Rosa rugosa (rugosa rose), 1098 nucleotides. Its product is annotated as putative F-box protein At3g25750. The record is from RefSeq and is a predicted model, not a curated record. The transcript has a single exon. Lineage: Eukaryota; Viridiplantae; Streptophyta; Magnoliopsida; Rosales; Rosaceae. Gene Ontology annotation, molecular function: protein binding. Bases 1 to 1098 code for a protein of 365 amino acids.
AUGGCUGACUGGUCUGAUCUUCCCCAGGAUCUUGUUGUGUGUAUCUGCCAAAGGAUGGAUUCCAUGCAAGACUUCAUCACUUUCGGCGCAGUCUGUAAAACAUGGAGUUCUGCCGCCACCAAAGAUAACUUUACACAUCAAGUUCCACUGCUUAUGAUGCCAGAUACAGAGGACAAUAAUAGUCCUUUUCCCGGCCAGUGUUACAACCUCAUAAAAGGUAAGGUUUCCAGACUUAAUAUACCAAAGACUAUCACUCAACGUCGUCUAAUGCCCUGGUGUAGGUCUUCUCUUGGAUGGCUCAUCAUCGCCUCAUCUAGAUUUUUGACUGAUGAUUCCAGACAUAUAUAUCUGUUGCAUCCUUUCAAACAUGAAGAAAUUGUGCUGCCAACCUUUGAGUUUGAGUUUGGGUUUAUAAAGAAGUUUGUCUUAUCAUCUAGUCCUUCUCUGACAUCAGAUUACAUAGUCAUGGUUUCUACUACUUGGUCCGAUAGAAAGUUCGCUUUCUGGAGACCGAAGGACAAUGGAUGGACUAAAAUAUCAUCAGAACUAAAUAAUUGGGAAUCAGACACACGAUCAUAUGAUAUAGCUUAUUACAAAGGACAAUUUUAUAUAGUCGAACGGGAUGGCCGUGUGUUGGUUUGUGACAUUGAUGACCCGAACAAAGCAGCAGCAAAGUUGGUUGUUUCAGAGAUGCCAAAUAAUCUAGUGUCUAAUGAUAGCGUACAGCAAUUGUACCUGGUGGAAUCAGGUGGCGCCUUACUGUUGGUUUUCCGGCUCAAGAACACUUCUCGAAAUGGGUUUAGGGUUUUUGAGGUGCCACUUAGUACUGGCAAUUGGUUGGACGCGAAGGAGGUAGAGAACUUGGGGAAUCGAGCCUUGUUUUUGACUUUAAACAAUUCUUCAUUCUCUAUAGAGGUCUCAGACUACUCUGGGUGUAAGGCCAAUUGCAUAUACUUUGCACGUCAUCUUCUUUCUGAAUGCACUCCGACCUGUACAGAUCUGGGUAUUUUUGAUAUGAAAGAUGGAGAGGUCGAACCAUUCACACCGAAAUCCUGUCGCGUUCAACAACCAUAUGUAUGGACUCAGUGGACUUUUUGA